AUGGCAGAAGAUCACCCACCCCAGCAGGACCAGGUCGAGGGGAUUUACCAACCAAAGGAUGCUGUCUCGGCCACGAUCAAAGCCGCACUCGUCACUGGUUCAGCAGGAGCCUUCAUAUCGACCAUCCAGAAUGUCCUUACCAAGACCAAUUACGGUGCCUGGGGCGCGGUGAACAAGUUCGGAAGCACCACAGCCCUUUUCACUGCCAUGGGAGGAGCAUACGAGUUCACCAAGAACGCUUCUGCGAACCUGAGAGAAAAGGAUGAUGCAUGGAACGCUGCAUAUGGUGGAUUAUCUGCCGGCACAAUGAUGGGACUGCGAGUCCGCUCGGCACCCGCAAUUGUAGGCUACGGAGCAGGCCUGGCGACACUACUUUACGCUUUCUCCUUCACUGGCGGCUCCCUUGCUGGCUACCAACACGACCCUGAGGUAGAUGAGGUCACGAGGAAAGAGUACCUGAGGAAGAACAGGCGCAGGCCAGUAGAGGACACGGUCAUGGAGGUUGGUGAGGGCCGAGGUGUAUACGCGCCAGGCUACGAAGAGAGACGAGCACAGCGCAUAAAGGAGGCUUAUGGCAUUGAUGUGCCGCGCCGCAGCCAGGCCUCAUAG
Molecule: messenger RNA, 609 nt
Organism: Recurvomyces mirabilis
Lineage: Eukaryota; Fungi; Ascomycota; Dothideomycetes; Mycosphaerellales; Teratosphaeriaceae
Exons: 4
Coding region: 1-609 (202 amino acids)
Biological process (GO): mitochondrial respiratory chain complex I assembly
Source: RefSeq, a predicted model, not a curated record